UUUGUGCAGCAUGUUGCCGUACCAGGCGGUGGCGAUGGACUACGCCGUCACGUCGUCCUUUCAGCGGCAGCCGGGUUCUGGUGCGCUCAUCAACCCGGCCUUCACGCACUCCUGUAUCUUGGAGGUGCGGAAGGAGAAGAGUCGAGAUGCAGCUCGCAUCCGGCGCGGCAAGGAGAACUUCGAGUUCUACGAGCUGGCCAAGAUGCUGCCCCUGCCCGCCGCCAUUACAUCGCAGCUGGACAAGGCGUCCAUCAUCCGGCUGACCAUUUCCUACCUCAAGCUGCGCGACUUCUCGGGCCACGGCGACCCGCCAUGGAGUCGCGACGGCCCGCCGCCGAAUAAAAGCGUUAAGGGCCCUGUCCGGCCGCGUUCUGUUGCUGGAAUAGCGAUGGAAAUGUUCGAGCAGCACCAAGGAACCCAUAUUCUGCAAUCGCUGGACGGAUUCGCCUUCGCCCUGGCUGCAGAUGCGCGGUUUCUGUACAUUUCGGAGACCGUCUCCAUCUACCUAGGUCUCUCACAGGUGGAGAUGACGGGCAGCAGCAUCUUCGAGUACAUCCACCAGCAGGACCACGCGGAGCUGGCCGAGCAGCUGGGUCUGGGGCUGGCGCAGGGGCAGUCGCUCGCCUCGCCCGGCAGCGCGGGCUCCGAGGAGGGCGCGCCCCAGGGCACCAACAACCCCGACGUGGCGACACAGAUGAGCUUGAGUAGCAGCUCGGCGUACAAGGGGCUGGACCGAGCCUUCUGCGUACGGAUGAAGUCCACGCUAACGAAGCGGGGCUGCCACUUCAAGUCUUCGGGAUACCGGGUGGUGCUGGUGCUGAGCCGGCUGCGGCCGCAGUACACGUUCUCGCACGCGCGCAAGUCGUCGCCGCCGCUGCUGGGCAUGGUGGCCAUCGCCAUGGCGCUGCCGCCGCCCAGCGUCCACGAGAUCCGCCUCGAGUCCGACAUGUUCGUCACACGUAUCAACUUCGACUUCCGGAUAGCGCACUGCGAACCUAGGGUAUCAGAAUUACUCGACUACACGGCCGACGAACUGACAGGCAAGAACCUCUACACAUUGUGCCACGGGGAAGACGCCAACAAGCUGAGGAAAUCCCACCUCGACUUGAUCAACAAGGGGCAGGUGAUGACGCAGUAUUACAGGUUAAUGAACAAGAGCGGAGGCUACACGUGGGUGCAGACGUGCGCCACCGUCGUCUGCAACUCGAAGAACGCAGACGAGCAGAACAUCAUCUGCGUCAACUACAUUAUCAGCGGACGCGAGUACGAGAACGUGGUGAUGGACUGCUGCCAGAUGGACGACGCCGUGCCGCAGACAGUCAAGAGGGAGGACAAUGACCCCGAGAACCCCUCUCCCGACGCCGACAGGCCCGGCGGUCGCAGCAGCGGCGCGGGCGCGGCCAGCCAGCAGCAGCCGCCGCAGCAGCCGCAGCCGGAGCCCCACCGGUCGCCACCGGACCUGGAGGAGGGCUCUUCGCAGGGCGCGGCCGGCGCCGGCGCGGGCGCUGGCGCGGGGGAGCCGCACGGCAGACGGCUCGCCGCCCCCGCACCCGGCCCAUCGCAGCUCGGCGGCGGGCUGAGCAUCCGCGCGCUCAAGAAGCUGGCGGCGACGCGCGGACGCCCGCACAAGCGCAAGCUGCUUUCUGACGAGGACAGCAGCUGCUGCAGCUCCGACGAAGACGACGAGGACGACGAGGACUCGUCGGCGGCAGCGGCGGCGGCUGCGGCGGCGGCGUCGGUGGCGGCGUCGGCGGCGGCGGCGGUGGCGAUGGCAGCGGCGGCGGCCAAGCGAGCGGCCGUGCUCAGCCCCGCGUCCUCGUCCUGCCACUCGUCGUCGGCGGCGGCCGCGCUGCCCUCCGACCACAGCCCCAAGCCCGACGACCCCGACGGCCAGCCCGGGCCCCCAGGUGGUGGCGGAGCAGGGGGCGGCGGUACGUCGGUGAAAGACCUGGAGCACGCCAUGUCGAAGCACCUCCCGGCGGCCACACCACCACAGCAGCAGCAGCAGCAGCAGCCGACGGACUUCAGCACGGACGCGCUUCUGAAGCAGCAACAGCAGCAGCAGCAGCAGCGGAGUACGAUCCAGUGGAUCGGCGCGCAUCACCUGGGGCCGCACGGCGCGCACCAGGCGACGGCGGCCGGCCCGCUGCCCGCGUCGGCGCUGCUGCGCCAGCUGUACGCCAACCGCGAGAGUGUCAUCCGCGCCAACGUGCACGCUGCCGCCGCCGCGCGCGGCUCCUCCGCCUACUACACCGCCGACCAGGCCGCCGCCUCGAGCGCCGCCGCCGCUACUGCCUACGACUACCACUCGGCCAUGACUCCGCCCUCGUCCGUGUCGCCGCGCGACAAGCACCAGCAGCAGCUCUUCGACGGUUACCAGUACGAGCUGCCCGCUCAGCCGCUCCCUCUUAAGCCGCAGGUGUACUCUGCUGUACAUCCAUCGGCCCUAGAUGCUGCAUACUCAUCGCUAGACCAGGCACAAUUCUAUCACCACCAUGGGGCAGCACAAGCAUUUCAUCUCUACCAUCCAGCAGCUAAUAAGACAGUGACAGCCACAGCAACUGUCUACCCAGAAGCACUGAAGAACUCUGCCAACUGGUAUUCCACCACUUCCUAGUACAGCCAACGCAGCCCUUCAGAAUAUUUGUACUUAAUGUCAACACAUGUAAUAUAACAUACAGUUCAUUUUUCAGUGUAAGAUAUUACAGAGUGUGUCUAGUGAGCACAUUUGGGUGAGAAGAAACUGCAGGCCAAAGUAAACUUUCUGCUCUGUUUUCUGAGACUAUAGUGAAAAUUCAGUCUGUCCGAUUAUUUAACAGAGCUUGGAACUGAAGUGAUAAGCAUUCCAAGUGUACAGGAAGCUUUCUUUUACAUAUUUCCUUCAUAUGUAGGUCAUACAGUUUGCAGAAGAAAUAUUUGUAGCUGCAGCUGUGUCACUGCAGCAUGGAUGAAUGCAGAUACUUUUACAGACAAAGCUAAAAUACAGACUGAGAUUGUUCUGCCUUACAGAUGAUGGAGAGGUAUGAUUCAGCCCCAUUGUAUCCAGAUGGAGGGCUAAAAAGUCAAUGACAAGGAGUAUUCUUAGCUCAAGCAUAAUAAUACUCUACAAUUUCUUGUGUCUGGUUAAGAACACUAUCAAAGAUUCACAAUUAACUGCUUCACACACUGAAAAAAAUUGUGAUUGGCACUCAGUUGUAUUCUACUAGAUUCAGUGUUAAUGUUUAAGCAGUUACAGCUUCAACAACAGCAGCAUUAGUUACAUGAAGAAAGAAGACUCAAUUUCUUCAGAACUGUGUUUUAAUGUCAUCUUGUGCCACAUUGCACCGUUGACUCACAAUGUAUAUUUUCUCAGUCGAAGAAUUUUGCUAUUAAUUAUAUGUAAUUGUGUCCAGUUAGGCCUAUUCUUUCUUGUAGUUUCCUUGUCUCCAUAUUUAUUAAGUAAUACAGCUAUUAGCAAGAACUGUUGAAUGUUGACAUUUUCUGCUAUUAAAGUUUCAUGUGUUAAAUUGUAUUAGGAUAUGUUUUGCAUAUCUUCUUAUGCAGAAUAAUUGGAACCAACAUUUCCAAUUUUUCAGUGUAAGUGAACAAAUGUUAAAAGUCAUUUUUUUGUGCAUGGUUGUGUUUAUAAUUUUUCUGCACUACUGUUCAUUCAUAUAUGGAAAUAAUUCUGAAAUGUUAUUAGAAUGAAAGUAAUGAAGUGUGUGUAUGAUGGUAUAUAAAAAUGUAACAUAUAAAUAUGUGUGUUUACGUGUUUCAAAUGUGAUUGAAGUUAAUGUGAUGGUUACUGAUAAGAGAUAUAGUUCUGAAAUUUUUCAGAAUGAGAAUUAUGUGACAGUGUAUUUACGAUCAGAUUUUUACUGUAAGUAAUGGACACUUUUCAAUAGGUAUUUUUGCCUAGCAUUAUAACUAAAUGAUGCAUAAACCAAAGUUAGAAGUGCUAUUUUGAAGGAGGGCUGCUUCAGUUUUUGUGCCAUUGACCUGUGCAAUAGUCUGUGGUGAUGAAGUUAAAACAGAAACUUCAACUGGUUCAUAAAAGCUGUGAAAAUCAGAAUUGAGAACAUUGGCAUCAUGAGUAUACACACAUUUCUGCAUUUGGUAGCCAUCAUCUUUAGCUCUAGAUUUGAGCUUGUGACAGAAAUGAAAAUUCUGAGACCAUGGCGAAUAUCAAAUUUCAUUUAUAUUGCAAGCCAAAGGGAACUCAGAGCAAUAAAAACUUUCAAAGAAACAACUCUACUACUGAGAAAGUUUUUGAUACAACUAUAGAAAAAAACAUAACACUGGCAAUUGGCAUGUAUGAUAUGUAUUAGUUUGGGUUGCAUAUUGCUGUGAAAACCAGGAGCACAGUCGAUGUUCAUAAAUGUUUUCUGUCCCUCAAGAAUAAAUUUUGUUCAGAUAUCGUAUGCAAAAAUACAUAACUCAAAAGUAAGCAAUAAGGUUUUUUUUUUUUUGACAAAAAGGUUCUCUGUGCAAUCUAAAGUAAAUUGUUGUAUGUUGAGUACUAACUUUAAAAACUCAAACAGCUCUGUUUCCUGCAUUACACAUUCUCUGACACUACUUACUGAAUUGAUUUAAAUACACUUAUGAUUCCACAAUUUGUUUUUAUGGAUUCAUACUAAUGACCAAGUAAGUCAAGAAAAUCAAUAUCUUUUCUGCAAUACAUGCAGUCUUGGUAGUUAAGUUUUGCAGUGCUUAGAUAGCUGGCAAUCCUUUCAGAUGCAGUCCCUUAUCAAAGUGUUCACUUAAUCACACUGGGCCAUUUACUUAAUAUGUCACCAUACCAUGUAUGAAAGACAUCAAGUUGAAAUAGCAAACUGGACCACAAAUUAAAAUUAGGUGCCAAUGUCUGAAAUUACCAUAAAUCCCCUUCCAAUUUCUGUUACACUUAAGAAUGAAACUACUUAACACUUUAGUCAACAUGUAGCAUUUACUGAAGAAUAAAAAUAUUCAAAUGUGGUUCACUAAUUUUAUCACUUACAUAAGAACUCAAUGUGGAACUAUGAAGCAGGCAAAUUCAGCAAAAUAAUUCUUGUCUUCUAACUGACAACAACAGAUAGAAUCAUAUAUAAACCCUUGCAUAGCUCACACAAGUUCCUUUCACAUUCACUUUGGUGCAUAUAAACCAUAGUAUUUUCAUGGCAGUGAGUGUGGGUUGUUUACUUAUUUACUUCUGUAUGAUCUCUAAUUUCUUUUUAUUUAUUUAUGCCAGUUUUCUUGCAGAGACACUUUGCUGCUUCAGUGCAAACAAAUUUAAUUUCCAGAAGUCGAAGAAAACAAAUAGCAAAUGUGCAAGGCUGCUGAGAGUCUGAAAUUUGCUUAUUUUCGUGUUAUUGUGAACCAUUUGUUGUACACAGGCAAUUUUAUUUUAUGCAGUACAUUUUUUAUUACAUAAUCACAUAAUGCUGUUAGCAAACUUGAGGAUUAAUUCUUUCAUACAGCACAAAAUUUUAUGACAACUUAGCUAUGAGAUAUAGAAGUUAAAUAAAUUCAGCAGGUGUAAGGCUUUAAAAAUUUUUCAAAAUACAUAUUAACAAUAAUAUGUUUUUAAAGAAAAUUAUUUGUGUAUCUCGGAAUGCACCAUCAAAUUUUUGCCUCUCAGAUCUUUGCCUCUUCAAAAUUUAUAUUAAUUAGUUCACAUUAACAUUACAUAAAAAAAGUUCUCCCAAAAGUUUGUACAAAAAGGUUUAUUUGAUACAUAUAAAAUUGUGUCACGACUUGCAAUUUAUUAUGUGUGUGGUUAACCAAUAUAGAUGUAUGAGUGCUAUUUAUUUAUGAGGCUCAAGCGUUUCUGAGUCUUCAAAAAUUCUAUGUUGAAUAUAGAAGGGGAUACAUUUCACUGUACAAGUAGGCUCAAGUUUCCACAUGCAAUUUAAAAAAGCUUUGUGUUGCACAUUCUUCAUUAUCAGUGAUUCAUUGUGAAUAUAGGAAGUCAUCACUGGUUGCACUGUACCAUUCUAACGCUAAAUGACAUGUGCUGUAGUUCACUUUUUAAGGACAAUUGAAAACUUAUAUAUAGUAGGGCAUAAUACAAAAUUACAAACUAACAUUUUCUUAAAAGCAAAGAAGAGUAGAUCGAGCUAGAUUCUAUUUGCUAUAUUAAGUAUAAGAUAAAUAAGAGUAAGGUACAUGAGAAAACACGGUCAAAAAUGUAUUAGCUAUCUAUAAAACAAUUUUUCAGAAUUCACCAUGAAAUUUUCACUGAGGGAUUUUUUUCUUGUCAAUUGACAGAGAAAAAUUUUUAUCACAGCAAAAAUGCAACAUACACUACACUUUUAUUUUUGCUUAUGUAUGUUUUAUGAUGUGAAAUACCAAUAACAUAAUUCUCAAAUUAAAUUGGACAUCAAACACAAAUUAGGAUUAUCAAAUAACCGUUACAGGGAGAGUUAAUUCUCUCUAUAAUUUUUUCAUUCACACAUACAUUGUUGCAAAACAGAACUACUUAUUCCAAAAUGUGAAGCUGUGGUAGAUAAAUAUCUUCCCACUCAUAAAUUUCCCUAAAAACAAACCAGACAGUUUAUUUGAUGGCUACUGCAUACUCCUGAUAUCAUUAUCUCUCAAAAUAUUUCUGUAGCAAUUAAAGACUUCACAGCUGCCCUUCUUGAUGCAUCUCCCAAAGAAUUUGUGUACACACAGGGUGUGUCCAUCAGCUGCAACAUGAAAAAUCUUUUCGUUGAAUGUAAUGUAAUUUGUAUGUAAUCUACAUGAUGACGGAAACAAAAGGUAUUUGUUUCAGUACAUGUUGAUUCAUAUAUAAUUUGUGCUUUCUGAAGCAGACAGAUCAUGCUGUCCAUUAUGUGUAAUUAUCUAAUGUGGACAAAUGAUAGCUGUUAAAUAUGUAUCCUGUUAGUUAUGAAACUUGAAGCAUUAUUCAGGAUACACAUUCAACUGUUGCAUUUAAUAUUUAUAUGAUUUCUGAAUUUUAUAUGUUAUAAAAGUAAAUUUUUUAAUGUAUUGUUAAAGAGUUAAGUUUUUUUCACAGUCAUUAAAUCAAAAUUCCUCCACUACAUGACUGAGAAUUCUCAUUUAAGACAUUAGAUAGCCUUUAUCACCCACUGGCAUGAUUCAUAAAUAGAAAAUAUAAGCUAUAAGCCUUAUGCAAAAUAGAUGAUGUUUAAAAUGUUACAACUCUGUCCUCUGAGAACUAUACAUUUUCUUCUUAGCUCUGUUACAUUUCUGAAUUUGAAAAAAAAAAUUGAUAACUGUUCAUACUCAGAAAAACACAUAUUUUUCAAUGAAAUCCAAUAUUUUCCUUUCCUAUAUGUAUAUUCCCUGUUUCAUGCUACAUCUCACAUUUUUAGUUGAACAAUGUGCAGUAACACUGAGGCACUCACAUGAAUCAGCUCAAUGACAAAAAAGGUUUAAAUAAUUAAAAGUGAUCACUGGUAUUAAAAUAACAUUCCAUGUCAGUGGUUAGUUAUUGAAAAGGUACCCACUGCACAGAGUAUUGCAAUUAUAAUUAGACUGAUCAUAAAUCAGGCUUGUUCAUUUCUGCAAAAUUCAACAGCUGUUGAACUUCGUAUCCACUUUUUAUGACAGUUACAAUUUUAGUAUUUCAGACAGUAAUAAUUAAGCAUUUUAAACAUUUGUUAAUCUGUUGAAUAUGACGAUUGUUCAUAACAUUAGGCGUUUCACAUAAUGUGUUCAUUUAAGAUAAUGUUCUCUUUGUUGGAUGAACAAUAAAGUACAACUUAAAACUGAAUGGAAACAUUAUGGCCUUUAUUACUUUUAGGAAACUGAAGUCAGCAUUUCAACAUUCAGAGGGAUAAAGAUAUUGUGUCAAUAUUUAGCAAAAAUGUACAAAAUGACAUGGCAUAGUCAAACAGAAACUUCAAUACCAAAGCUUAAUAAUAUCUAUGUACAUGAUGUGAAACAUAACAUGUAAUUAUUCUUUACAAAUCAUUUCAAUAAUUUUAAAUAAUAUCAGAAGACAUUUUCAAAUUAUGCAUCACAAUUAUCUAACA
Messenger RNA from Schistocerca serialis cubense, 7958 nucleotides. RefSeq names its product protein trachealess-like. The transcript has 14 exons. Gene Ontology annotation, biological process: regulation of transcription by RNA polymerase II. NCBI's taxonomy places the organism in Eukaryota, Metazoa, Arthropoda, Insecta, Orthoptera, Acrididae. Gene Ontology annotation, molecular function: RNA polymerase II transcription regulatory region sequence-specific DNA binding; DNA-binding transcription factor activity, RNA polymerase II-specific; protein dimerization activity. The record is from RefSeq and is a predicted model, not a curated record. The coding region runs from base 11 to 2617 and encodes 868 amino acids.